AUGGAUCAUAUCGAGGAUGAGCACUUUGAUGGGACGUACCCCAUUGCUUCUCCUUUCGAGACCAUCGAUAGCCAUACGACUCCCAGCAGCGGUUUCUCACUCCCUGAUAGCCCAGUCACGAGACAUGUUGGCCUCGAGAACAGCCGUGCAUCUGCGAGACACAAGCUGGCACGAUUGACGCUAGAGGAGAAGGUGUCUCUCCUUACCGCAGCAGACUUCUGGCGGACCAAGUCAAUACCCUCCAAGGGCAUACCAGUCAUCAAAACAAGCGAUGGCCCUAAUGGUGCUCGCGGUGGUAUCUUCGUCGGAGGUACAAAGGCUGCCCUUUUCCCAUGUGGGAUUUCUCUAGCAGCGACGUGGAACAAGGACUUGAUGUACACCGUCGGCCAGCACCUGGCCGAUGAGGUCCGGGCAAGAUCAGCUCAGGUCCUUCUCGCACCAACUGUCUGCAUGCACCGCCACCCUCUAGGCGGCAGGAACUUCGAGUCCUUCUCGGAAGACCCCUUGCUCACCGGGAAGCUGGCCUCUCAGUACAUCAAAGGCAUCCAGUCGAAAGGCGUUGCUGCCACAAUCAAACAUUUCGUGGCCAAUGAACAGGAGACGCAUCGACUCACCAUAGAUUCGAUGAUGACGGAACGGCCGCUGAGGGAGUUGUAUCUUCGGCCGUUCGAGAUCGCCGUGCGAGAGGCAAACCCCUGGGCUGUCAUGUCGUCGUAUAAUCUCGUCAACGGUGUUCAUGCCGAUAUGCACAUGCAUACCCUGAAGGACAUCCUGCGGGGUGAAUGGGGAUACGAUGGCACCGUGGUCUCGGACUGGGGCGGUAUCAACUCCACCAUAGAGUCGAUCAAAGCAGGAUGUGACAUUGAAUUCCCUUAUUCGACAAAAUGGCGUUUCGAGAAGGUCCUCAAAGCUAUCGAAGAAGGCGACCUCACUCAAAAUGACAUCGACAUAGCGGCAGAAAAUGUGCUAACCCUCGUCGAGCGUACGAAAGGAGACGACAUGUCAGCCGAGGAACCAGAGAGAGAAGACGACAGAGAGGAGACCAGGGCACUAAUUCGCGAGGCUGGAGUCGAAGGCCUGGCCCUUUUGAAGAACGAGGGUGGCAUCCUGCCUAUCAACCCAAAGACCACCAAGGUCGCCGUCAUUGGUCCGAACGCCAACCGGGCAAUCGCCGGCGGUGGCGGCAGCGCCAGUCUCAAUCCAUAUUACAACACUCUUCCUCUGGAUAGUAUCAAGCAGGUCAUACAGCAGGAGGUGACGUACGCUCAGGGUUGCCAUAUCUACAAAUGGCUCCCGGUCGCCUCUCCUUUCUGCACCGACAAAUCCGGGCAGCCGGGUGUGACGCUGGAGUGGUUCAGCGGGGACAAGUUCGAAGGCGAUAUUGUCGUGACGCAACGCAGAGUCAACACUGAUCUCUUCCUAUGGGAUUCAGCACCGUUGGACCAGCUCGGCCCGGAGUGGUCGGCGAUUGCCACGACCCACCUGACGCCCACGGCUACCGGGAAGCACACGAUCAGCUUCAUGAGCGUCGGGCCCGGCAGGUUGUACGUGGACGGGAAGCUGGCCCUGGAUCUUUGGGACUGGACAGAGGAGGGCGAGGCGAUGUUUGACGGCUCCAUUGACUAUAUGGUUGAUAUCGACAUGGAAGCCGGUACGCCGGUCGAGCUCCGGGUCGAGAUGACGAACGAGCUCCGGCCUAUCGCCAAGCAGAAGAUGUUCAAGAUGACGCAUAAAUAUGGAGGUUGCCGCAUCGGUUUCAAGGAGGAGGACCAGGUCGAUUAUUUACAUCAAGCCGUUGAAGCUGCGAAGGCAGCUGAUGUCGCCGUGGUCAUUGUCGGUCUCGAUGCCGAGUGGGAGUCCGAAGGCUACGACAGACAGACGAUGGAUCUCCCCUCCGACGGCAGCCAAGAUCGACUGAUCGAGGCGGUCCUGAAGGCAAACCCCCGGACGGUCGUCGUUAACCAGUCUGGAUCCCCUGUCACCAUGCCAUGGGCCGACGCGGUGCCUGCCAUCCUCCAGGCCUGGUACCAGGGUCAGGAGGCGGGCCACGCACUGGCUGAUGUUCUGUUCGGCCUGCGGAACCCUAGCGGCAAGCUUCCUUCGACUUUCCCUCGGCGGCUAGAAGACACGCCCGCUUACCACAACUGGCCCGGCGAGAACCUGCGCGUGCUCUACGGCGAAGGCCUGUACAUCGGCUACCGGCACUACGACCGCGCCAAAAUCCCACCUCUGUUCCCCUUCGGCCACGGCCUGUCAUACACGACAUUCGAGUACGGGCGGCCGUCGCUCAGCCAGAAGGUCCUGACGGCCUCGUCGCCCAUCCACCUGGUCAUGGCCGUGACCAACACGGGCGCCGUCGCGGGCUCCGAGACCGUCCAGGUCUACGUCCGGGACGACAAGUCGGCGCUGCCCCGACCCGAGAAGGAGCUGGUGGCGUUCGAGAAGGUGUUCCUGGAGCCCGACGAGACGAGGCAUGUCACGAUCGCGCUCGACAGGUACGCUGUGGGGUAUUAUGAUACUUCGAUCCCGGGCUGGAUCGCGGAGGAGGGCUCGUUCAGGGUGCUGGUGGGCGCGUCGGCGAUGGAUAUCAGGCACUCGACGGCAUUCGAGGUCAAGGAGUCUUUCACCUGGAUCUUCUAG
This is a messenger RNA of Anthostomella pinea, 2640 nucleotides long. The record is from the annotation of a GenBank genome assembly. Lineage: Eukaryota; Fungi; Ascomycota; Sordariomycetes; Xylariales; Xylariaceae.